GGAAAGUCAAAAGAGUAAUAGUGAGAUUUCAUUAUGGAGGAAGGGGUUAAGAUAUGAUAACGUAGAGAGGAGGGUAGAGAUGAGGGAUGGCAAAACCCAGUCCCUUUAAGGGUGGGUUUGGAAUGGAGAGAAGUCCAGCUAAAUGAUAUGGCGGAGUAACCCAGUAACAGUAAGGAUGGGAGUGGCAGUAUGGGUAAGGAGAAAGAAGACAGUGGCCCAGACUAAGUAAUUAUUGGGUUUUACAAGAUAGAUGCCCAGUCCCUGUAUCAAUAGCCUGAGAAAGGGGUGUAGCCAAGUCCCAGUGAAGACAGGAUGGUAGAGGGGAGUUGCCCAUUGUAAUUAAGGUCAUGGUAGGGGAAAGGAGCAGCCCAAUCUCAGAAAAGAGUGUGUGAGAGGAGGGAGUCCAGUCCCAGUAAAUUUGCAGUUGCAGAUGGGAGUAGCCCAGUUCCAGUAAGUAAGGAGUGUGUGGGAUAUAUCAAGCACCAGUUAACCUCCUGGCCAGUGAGCAUUUGGAACACGUGAGUAGAAGUUGCAGCCUGACAGCACUACUGACUACAGGAGCAUCACACAACAAGUCACACAACAAGCUCAGAGGAAUAAUCCAAGUAUAGACGGAAUUUUGGAUUUGGGCAUUUUGGAACUGAAACAACAAUCAGAAGAAACUACUGCCACAGUGACUGGCGUGGACAUGGUGGAGAAGGUACAGCGCCCUCAGGUGUCCAGCCUGGUGCACAGCAGGGAAGAGACUCCUAGCAGUUCUGAACAAGACUCCUGUGCAUUAGGAAAAGGAAAGCCUGAGGAAGUCAAGACUGGAGGAAGCAAUGGUAGCAACAUUGGAGGGCGUCCAGCUGCGGCCAAUGCUGCCAGAGAAAGGAACAGAGUUCAAACUUUGCGCCAUGCUUUUCUGGAACUUCAGAGGACAUUGCCAUCUGUGCCUCCAGAUACAAAGCUCUCCAAGCUGGAUGUGCUUAUACUGGCCACAACGUACAUUGCCCAUCUUACCCGUAGCCUGCAGGAGGAGGAUGAGAGCAGCUCUAACCACCCCACUACUGCUCCUAGUAACAAUGCAUCACAUAGCCCAGAACUCUUGGGUACACUGCACAGUGGAGAAGGAUACCUGCAUCCGGUCAAGAAAUGGCCCAUGCGUUCCAGGCUGUACAUUGGCGCCACAGGACAGUUCCUGCACCAAUCAACGUCCGCUGAAAGCCAAGAGCAAGAUGAGAAUAUGCCCUGAAUUUAAAGCUCUAUCUGCACUACCAGGGUCCUUCCUCCACAGCUGACUGUAACAUGUUAUAUAUGGACAUAAAAGAGUUGCACAUUCUUGAUGAGAAGCUUGGGACUUUAUCUUCUAAUCUAUGUCUGCAUGUCUGUGUCUGUGCAAUGCCACACCUUCAAAUCCCACAUGGGAACUAUAACCUACAAUGAGGCAGAAGCUUCUCAGCUGAAUUAUUUAAUUGUCUGCUCCAUACAUUCUACUAGAAACUAGAAAAUAUUCACUUAAAGUUAUUUAUUUUUUAAAAGGGAAACCAAAGGAUGAGACAAAAUUAAAUAUUUAAUUAUAUGAACUAUUGAGCAUGUGCUUCCCAACUGUUUUUUGGCAAAUAUUUUUUUGCUGUUACCUGCAUUUAGGAGGUUUUUGUUACAUUUCCGAGCUCCUUCAAGAACUUGAUAUACGGUGUAUUGUAGUUUAUUGAAACCCUCUCCCUUUUGAAACAGAAUAUUGUGUGUAUAUCGCUUUAAUUAGUGUGUCAUUCCCUACAGCUUUCUAUGUAUUGUGUGUAAUGUUUGCCUUGUCCGAGAUACAACCUUUACAUUGCUGUAUCUGCGGGAGAUGCUAUCUGGAAUUAUUUACUGAGUCCUAUUAAGAAACUGUGUAUAUUUAAGAGAACUGACCUCGUGCUUGGCUGGAAGAUGAUUAAAAAUAUUUGCACUAAAUGCAUGCAAUAACAGGCAAACAAUUUUUCACGUCAAGUUCCAUAUGAGGGAAUUCCCAUGUAUGGGGAUCCUUUAAGCAAAGUACAAUAAUAAAUAUAUGGAAACAAAUCUGAAAAACUCUGAAUCAGGGUAAUGUUCUAUACCAAAGAUCCCCAACUUUUUUUUUACCCGUGAGCCAUAUUCCAAUGUAAAUAAAAGUUGGGGAGCAA
Messenger RNA from Xenopus laevis (African clawed frog), 2144 nucleotides. RefSeq names its product transcription factor 24 (gene tcf24.L). NCBI's taxonomy places the organism in Eukaryota, Metazoa, Chordata, Amphibia, Anura, Pipidae. The transcript is spliced from 3 exons. The record is from RefSeq and is a predicted model, not a curated record. The coding region runs from base 689 to 1234 and encodes 181 amino acids.